AUGCCUGCUAUCGAAGGAACUGCCGCCGGCAGUCGCUCUUCUCCUCGCUGGUCCAGCGACGAAGUGACCGUACUCUUCGUCCUUGGCGGCCCCGGCGCAGGAAAGGGCACUCAAUGUACGAAGCUCGUCAGCGACUAUGGCUUCAAGCAUCUCUCUGCCGGCGACCUGCUGCGUGAGGAGCAGGACCGUGCGGGCAGCGAAUUCGGCGAGAUGAUCAAGACGUACAUCAAGGAAGGCACCAUUGUACCUAUGGAGGUUACCGUUCAGCUACUAGAGAAUGCUAUGCAGAGUAGCAUGGAGAGCGGAGAGAACCACGGAAACCUGUUCCUGAUUGACGGUUUCCCACGCAAACUCGAUCAAGCCCACGCAUUCGAGCGCUCUGUCUGCCCUUCCAAAUUCACCAUUUUCUUCGACUGCUCCGAGGCUGUCAUGGAGAAGCGACUCCUCCACCGCGGCGAGACAUCCGGCCGCGCAGACGACAAUCCGGAGAGUAUCAGAAAGCGUUUCAGGACAUUCGUGGAGACAAGCAUGCCUGUGGUCAAGGAGUUUGAGUCGCAGGACAGAGUUGUCAAGAUCAACGCGGAACAAGAGCCUAACCAAGUUUACCGGGAUGUGCAGGAGAAGCUCAAGGAGCGGGGCGUGAAGCCCAUCAACCUUACCUUCGUACAGACGCAGGCUUCAUAG
Messenger RNA from Alternaria atra, 684 nucleotides. RefSeq lists its product as uncharacterized. The transcript is spliced from 2 exons. The coding region runs from base 1 to 684 and encodes 227 amino acids. Lineage: Eukaryota; Fungi; Ascomycota; Dothideomycetes; Pleosporales; Pleosporaceae. Gene Ontology annotation, molecular function: ATP binding; UMP kinase activity. The record is from RefSeq and is a predicted model, not a curated record. Gene Ontology annotation, biological process: CDP biosynthetic process; 'de novo' pyrimidine nucleobase biosynthetic process; UDP biosynthetic process. Gene Ontology annotation, cellular component: cytoplasm; nucleus.